This is a messenger RNA of Homalodisca vitripennis (glassy-winged sharpshooter), 839 nucleotides long. RefSeq lists its product as uncharacterized. The record is from RefSeq and is a predicted model, not a curated record. The coding region runs from base 76 to 771 and encodes 231 amino acids. NCBI's taxonomy places the organism in Eukaryota, Metazoa, Arthropoda, Insecta, Hemiptera, Cicadellidae. The transcript has 4 exons.
AGCGCUUCUUGGCAAAUUUUAUCAAUUGUGGGUUCUCCUGUUUGUGUGUGUGUGGGUUUAUUUCCUAUACUCAAAAUGUUGCGAAGCGCCGUGGUAGCGCUAGUGGUGGUGGUAGCAUCAGUAUCAGCAGCUAUCAGUGAGAUUAGACCCAGACAGACCAAACCUGGCAGGUUCCUGUCACUCCCAGUUCCACAGAAAUGCAGUCAGAGGCCGAAGGAGUUCUUCUACAACGGCCGCAACUACUUCUUCAGCGGACACCUGCCGCAGUACCGCAACACUCGCGUGGACUGGCUGGACGCCAGGAACAUCUGCCGCGAGUACUGCAUGGACCUUGUCUCCAUGGAGUCCCAGGAGGAGAACAAUCUCAUCUUUAGGCUCAUACAGCAGAACGACGUGCCGUACAUCUGGACGAGCGGACGUCUCUGCGACUUCAAGGGCUGUGAGGGCCGUCGGGACCUGGAGCCCAAGAACCUGAAUGGAUGGUUCUGGUCGGCGACGCGGGUGAGGAUGGCGCCUACCAACCAGAUCCCUGGCGGCUGGGGCUACAACGCCUGGAGCGCCACGGGACACAAGAAAACGAGGCAGCCGGACAACGCAGAGUUCGACAUCAACGGAACCAACGAGUCGUGCCUGAGCGUGCUGAACAACGUGUACAACGAUGGGAUCGCGUGGCACGAUGUCGCCUGCUACCACGAGAAGCCCUUUGUCUGCGAGGAUAGCGAUGAGCUCCUCAACUAUGUGGCCAGCACCAACCGCGGCAUCCGACUCUAACCUCGACCAAAGUCUUCUUCUUCCUCUCCCUUCUGAACUGAUUAAUUAUUAAAUUUCCUUAGUUUUUA